GCAAGAGAACUCAUAGAUUGAUAACAUCCAUCGAUAUAGCCAAGAACUAUGGACGGCCGAGGUACCCAUGCUCCUCCUCUUCACAAGUUUGAACCCCUCAGGCGCACGGCCUUGAACCGCCUCUUUGCGGCGGUUUACGCCUGUGCUAUAAUAGCUCUACUCUAUCGCCAUGCACAAACACUUCUACACUCAGCAACCAGCUUACUCUCUUUCUCUUUGAGCCUCUCCUUGCUCAUCUCUGAUCUCGUUCUUGCCUUCAUGUGGACCGGCGCACAAGCUUUCCGAGUGUGCCCAAUUCGUCGUAAGGAGUUCCCCGAAAACCUCAGAAAAAUCAUGAAGGAAGAAGAUUUUCCAGGGUUGGACGUGUUCAUAUGCACGGCUGACCCUUACAAGGAGCCACCAAUGAAUGUGGUGAACACAGCCCUCUCGUUGAUGGCUUAUGAUUAUCCAACAGAGAAGAUUUCGGUCUAUGUAUCGGACGAUGGAGGAUCAUCCUUCACUCUCUUUGCUUUCAUGGAGGCUGCUAAGUUUGCCAGUCACUGGUUACCAUUUUGCAGGGGACAUAAUAUAAUGGAAAGGAGCCCUGAAGUGUAUUUUGCAUCUACUUACCAUUCCUGGAGCCCUGAGAUUGAGAAUAUUAAGAUGAUGUACGAGACUAUGAAAGUGAAGGUAGAACACAUUGUUGAUAAAGGGGAAAUCAGUGAUGAAUACAUUGUAGACAGUGAACAACGAGAAGCUUUUAGUAAAUGGACUGACGGGUUUACUCGUAUGGAUCAUCCUGCUGUCGUUCAGGUUAUCUUAGAUAAGAGCAAAGACAGAGACGUUUCAGGCAAUUUCUUGCCAAAUCUCAUUUAUGUCUCUAGACAGAAAAGCAAGACUGCUCCUCACCACUUUAAAGCUGGAGCUCUGAAUGUUCUGUUACGAGUAUCAGCUGUUAUGACAAAUGCGCCAUUAAUCUUGACCCAAGACUGUGACAUGUACUCGAAUGAUCCCCAAACUCCUCUCCGGGUGCUAUGUUAUCUAUCAGACCCUGCACUUCAAUCAAAAUUGGCAUACGUUCAAUAUCCCCAACGCUUUCAGGGCCUCAACCAAACUGAUAUCUAUGCUUCUGAGUAUAAACACCUGUUCCAAAUUAAUACUAUGGGUUUGGAUGGGCUAAUGGGUCCAAAUUAUCUGGGAUCGGGCUGCUUCUUUCGCCGGAGAGCUUUCUUCGGUGGCCCAUCAACUUUGGUGCCGCCCGAAAUCCCUGAACUCAGCCCAGCCCAUGAGGUAGACAACCCCAUUAAUUCUCGAGAAAUUUUGUCAUUGGCGCACAAUGUAGCAGGUUGCGACUAUGAGAACCAAACCAACCAUUGGGGCUCCAAGAAUGGGCUUAGAUAUGGAUCUUUGGUUGAGGACUUUUACACAGGAUAUCGGCUCCAGUGCGAAGGGUGGAAGAGCUUAUUCUGCCAUCCCGAAAGGGCUGCAUUUUUAGGGGAAAUGCCAAUUACCCUUUUAGAUUUACUUAGUCAAUGCAAGAGAUGGUGCAUCGGCCUUUUAGAAGUGACCUUCUCCAAAUAUAAUACUCUCAUCUUCGGUUCUCGUUCUAUGGGCCUUCUGAUGGGAUUAGCUUAUUCUCACUAUGCAUUCUGGCCUAUUUGGUGCAUCCCGGUCACCCUCUAUUCUUUCCUCCCCCAGCUAGCUCUGCUCAACAAAGUCAGCAUCUUCCCAAAGGUAUCAGAACCAUGGUGUUUCUUAUAUGUUUUUCUUUUCCUCGGCGCAUAUGGGCAAGAUUUCCUUGACUUUGUCCUCGCCGGAGGCACUGUCCGGAAGUGGUGGAAUGUUCAAAGGAUGUGGAUGAUAAGGGGGCUUUCAUGUUACUUGUUCGGUUCAGUUGAGUACCUGCUCAAGUCCUUAGGGAUUUCCACUCAUGGUUUUAACCUAACAAGCAAGGUGCUUGAUGACGAACAAAGCAAGAGAUACGACCAAGGCAUCUUUGAGUUCGGAGUCCCCUCCCCCUUGUUUGUGCCAUUGACAAUGGCAGCAAUAAUCAACUUAUUCUCAUUCGCAUGGGGACUGACAGAGUUUUGGGAUAAUGGCAGCAACAAGGAAGGCCUCGCUUUGCAGAUGGUAUUGGCAGGGUUCAUUGCUUUGAAUUGCCUGCCAAUUUAUGGAGCCAUUGCCUUGAGGAGUGACAACGGAAAAAUGCCCACCCAAAUUACAGUCAUCUCAAUAUUUCUGUCUGUGGCUCUUUAUACUUCCGCUAAUCUCAUUCUCAAGCAAUAACUCUAAUUAGGCUAGCUUCUUCUUCUUCUUCUUUCUUUUCUGGAUCAAAUAUUUCCCCUCUAAUCUUUGCUUUAUAUGACAAUAUUUAAAAAACAAAAAUUGAAG
Molecule: messenger RNA, 2370 nt
Organism: Theobroma umbraticum
Lineage: Eukaryota; Viridiplantae; Streptophyta; Magnoliopsida; Malvales; Malvaceae
Product: cellulose synthase-like protein G3
Biological process (GO): cellulose biosynthetic process
Cellular component (GO): membrane
Molecular function (GO): cellulose synthase (UDP-forming) activity
Source: RefSeq, a predicted model, not a curated record